Molecule: messenger RNA, 1065 nt
Organism: Aureobasidium vineae
Lineage: Eukaryota; Fungi; Ascomycota; Dothideomycetes; Dothideales; Saccotheciaceae
Source: the annotation of a GenBank genome assembly
AUGCGAACACCAUUGCUCGCGCUGUUCGCGGUGAUGGCAUGCGUAUGCCACGCCUCUCGCUACGUCCUCUACCUGACUGGGCAGCAUCCAGUCUUUCCUGCCGACGCCCAUCUCGCGGAUGUUACGCAUGUUGUAUUGGCUUUUAUAAGAUCUUCGGAUUUCAUCGGAAAGAGUCCCUCCUCUUGGGAUCUUUUCACAUCUGUCGAAAGCGUCCGCGCCAAGUUUCCCAAGAACAAGAAUGUUUCCGUCAUGAUAGCUAUAGGUGGCUGGGGAGACACCAAUGGCUUUUCAGCGGCUGCCGCUUCACAAAUGGGCAGGAAAGCAUUUGCUGAGAACGUAAAAGCUAUGCUUGAUUCAACCCGGGCGGACGGCGUCGACAUCGAUUGGGAGUAUCCUGGCGGAAACGGCGAAGACUACAAGCAAAUCCCAAACUCCCAAAAGAGCUGGGAGGUCGAAGCGUAUCCAAAGCUGCUCGCCGAGAUCCGAGCAGCCAUUGGACCUGACAAAAUCAUGUCUGCAGCAGUUCCGCGAGACAACGUUACUAUGCAUCACACCGGCAUUAACAAUUCGAUGGUUGCUGUAGACACAUACCUGAUGAACGGUGUUCCUCCUGAGAAAGCGAAUCUAGGGUUUGCCUUCUAUGUCAAAUGGUAUCGAACAAAUGGCGACUGUAGCCAUGAGCCCGUAGGCUGCAAGACGGCAUUGAUGGAGGACCCGAAGACAGGAAAGGAUCUAGGUCAAAGUGGAUCCUUCUCAUGGCAUGACAAGGUGCCCAAAGAGCUUGAGAAAUCAUUCCACACAGCUUUGAACAAAAGAGAGUGGGACGACGAUGGCAACUACUACUGGGAUGCAGAAGAAAAUAUUUUCUGGUCAUGGGAGACGCCUGCAUCUAUGGCAGAAAAGUUUCCAACCAUCGUGAAGCAUCGCAAGCUUGGAGGUGUCUUCGCGUGGGGCUUAGGAGAAGAUGCGGACGCGUUCCUUCAUCUAAAGACGUUGAACGCUCUUUACAGGAAAUAUCUCAAGCUCAAGUCAAAAAGUGCCAAGUCCGAGAGGGACGAACUCUGA